Aricia agestis (brown argus) is the source of this 1064-nucleotide messenger RNA. RefSeq names its product DNA-directed RNA polymerase II subunit RPB7 (gene Rpb7). The coding region runs from base 119 to 640 and encodes 173 amino acids. Lineage: Eukaryota; Metazoa; Arthropoda; Insecta; Lepidoptera; Lycaenidae. Gene Ontology annotation, molecular function: single-stranded RNA binding; single-stranded DNA binding; translation initiation factor binding. The transcript has 6 exons. Gene Ontology annotation, cellular component: RNA polymerase II, core complex; P-body. The record is from RefSeq and is a predicted model, not a curated record. Gene Ontology annotation, biological process: positive regulation of translational initiation; positive regulation of nuclear-transcribed mRNA poly(A) tail shortening; transcription initiation at RNA polymerase II promoter.
GUUAGUUGUGUGAUUUGUUGUGGUGAUUCCUGUUUACACAUAUAAAAAGUGUCGAAUUUCUUUAAAAAUCAAAUUAAAAUUAUGUAUUAAAACUUUGUAAUCACUGUAUUCGUUAAAUAUGUUUUAUCACAUAUCUUUGGAACACGAAAUCCUUUUGCAUCCAAGGUAUUUUGGUCCGCAGCUACUAGAUACAGUAAAACAAAAACUCUACACCGAAGUCGAAGGAACUUGUACCGGCAAAUAUGGUUUCGUUAUUGCGGUGACUACUAUAGACAGUAUCGGCGCGGGUUUAAUUCAGCCGGGACAGGGCUUUGUGGUCUACCCUGUAAAAUACAAGGCAAUUGUGUUCCGUCCUUUCAAAGGCGAGGUGCUGGAUGCUAUUGUCACACAAGUCAAUAAGGUUGGAAUGUUUGCGCAGAUUGGUCCUCUAAGUUGCUUUAUUUCUCAUCAUUCCAUUCCUGCUGAUAUGGAGUUCUGCCCAAAUGUAAAUCCCCCGUGCUACAAGAGUAAACAGGAAGAUAACGUCAUACAGGAAGAGGAUGUUAUACGAUUAAAGAUUGUGGGCACAAGAGUCGAUGCUACCGGAAUUUUUGCAAUUGGAACAUUGAUGGAUGACUACCUGGGAUUGGUAACACAAUAGUUCAUAAGUACAGAUAAAAUAAAACAGAUUUAUAAUUAAUUACCUUUAUUAUUUGGCAUUCAAAUAAAAGUGUAUAAUGUAUAUAUGCAAGUAACAAAAUGAUUUUACAAAAAUGAAAUUGGUUUCAGUCUAUCUGGGCAGUGUGUUGUACAUUUUAUAAUACCGGUGACAAUAGGUCUAGAAAUGGAAACAAUUGGAUUGAAUAAUGCCAAAUUGUACAUCUUAACAUAUUCAGCCCUAUAGUUCUAUAAUCUAUGUCUUAGGUGAUCUAUAUUUUUUAAUCUAGCACUAUUUCAUUAGCUCACAAUAAUCUUUUAUUAUGAAUUAUGACCCUAUUUUAUUAUCCAAAUGCGAAAUGAGCUGAAUAUGGAAAUGAUAUAAUAUUGUAUAUUAUUCCAUGUCAUUUUCUAAAUCUUAACAUGAU